Molecule: messenger RNA, 2817 nt
Organism: Drosophila obscura
Lineage: Eukaryota; Metazoa; Arthropoda; Insecta; Diptera; Drosophilidae
Product: nascent polypeptide-associated complex subunit alpha, muscle-specific form
Exons: 2
Coding region: 105-2723 (872 amino acids)
Biological process (GO): isocitrate metabolic process; tricarboxylic acid cycle
Cellular component (GO): mitochondrion
Molecular function (GO): isocitrate dehydrogenase (NAD+) activity; NAD binding; magnesium ion binding
Source: RefSeq, a predicted model, not a curated record
GCGACUUUUCCGUCUAUGUUUGGGGAUUGGAAGACGUCUCUCAUUUUUAUAUGUAACACAUUUCUCUCUCGGCCACCCGUUGGAUCUAAAUUUUCCGCUGAAGGAUGUCAACGCGUCAUCUGUGGUUCGGCGCCCGCCUCUGUGGACAUUCCACGGCCCUCUGGUUGCGUCCGAGGCACCAACAGGUGAUUUUUGCAGCCAUGAGCUCCUCCAAGGGCGGGAGAGCUCCGCCAUCCGCGGCAGACCGGAUAGGGGCAAACAAAAGUAAGCGAAAAUCGAAGAGAACUGCGGCCACCUCGAGUGGAGGUGAACCGCCCAAGGUUCAGUCUCCGCCUGGAAGGAAGACCCGCAAGAGGAUUCGUCGGAAGACGCUCGAACUGUGUCCGAUUACACCGCCCAGGAGGUGCCUCGUGAGCUGGCCAAACGUGGGGUUUCUGGUGCCAUUUCAGAGCCACUUUGGUGGAGCGGCAGCGUACUUCUCGAAACAAUCGGCAGGGGGAGGUGAAGAGGUCCCCCCUCCUUCGGAUGAUCCGCCGACGGGACCAAGGAGAGGAUCCAUAGCAAGGGGAUUCCCGGUGACUCCGGGCGUACAGAUGGACGCCAGACCGGCGAAAACAGCUCCACGAUUCGCACCCUCUGGACUGCCGUCUAUGCCAUCGAUUGAGCCUGAAUCGCCUGUGGAGACGCCAGCCGAAACAUCAGAGGAAGGACCUUCCGAGUCAGCGUCUAACCCUGAGAGGACUGAUCCGGAAGCACCUGCAGAGCAGUCUACUGAAGCUCCAGAGACAGGAGAUGCCCAGACGCCAGCCAGAGAUCCUCCUACUCCUCCUGCUGCAGAAGCUGCCGCCGAAACGCCUGCAGAUCCGCCCACUGAUUCCCCUGCAGGCUUCGAAGGCGACAUAUCCCAAGAAUUAAGAAAAGCAGUGGAGGAGUCAAGUGAUGAAGAAUUGCCAGGAGCGGAGUCAACGCGAAAAGAAGGUAAUGACAGAAGUCCAGGAGCCAGAGAAAGUGCAGGACCGCCGAAAAGUGCUCCUCCUUUGCCAGCCGCUAAACCACCAUCUCAACCAUUGACUGCCCCUCCUGUGGCAGCUUCAAAAGCAGCUUCAAAAGCAGCUCCAAAAGCAGCUCCAAAAGCAGCUCCAGGGGCGGCACCUACUCCAGCUGUGGCUCCUGUGGCUCCCACUCCCACCCCUGUUCCCACGCCCAAAGCACCGCCACUGGCAAGAGGAGCUUCAAAAGUGAAACCACCAAAGGGAACGCGAGGAUACACCUCACCGCCGAAGAAACCGAGUUUUUUUGGUCCACCUGAGAAGCCUCCAAAAGGUCCUUUAUUCCCACCAAAAAGAGGACCAGCUAAACCAGCGGAUAAGUCCGCUCCUGCAUCCAAAACCGAACCGCCGCCAUGUAAGCCAGCAACCAAAAAACCAACGGGCAAGGGUACGUCUCCUCCUGCUGCACCAGCGAAAGCUGCACCAGCAGCCGCUGCUCCGAAAAAGGAAGUAAAGGCGGCAGGACCGCUGCAGCCGCCUGCCAAGCCACCACCCACUGGAAGCCCUGGCAAGCCACCAGCCGCAGGACCUCCAAAGAAGCCCAGCGCCAUAGCGCCAACAGGUGGAACAGGAAGCGGCAAAGGAGGAUCUAAGAAGGGCGGAGGCAAUGGCGGCACUAAGACUCCUCCUCCGCCAUCGGGAAAGGGCUCCAGCGGGCCACGCCUCAUCACGCUGAUGCCUGGCGAUGGAAUCGGGCCGGAAAUCUCGAUGGCCGUCCUGGAAGUACUCGAUGCGGUGAAGGCGCCCCUGAUCUUUGAGCCCGUGGACGUGACGCCGGUGAUAAACAGCAAGGGACAGACGACGAUACCCGAUGCGGUGAUUGAGAGCAUGAACCGCACCAAGGUGGGUCUCAAGGGACCCCUGAUGACGCCCGUGGGCACGGGUUUCCGCUCGCUGAACCUCACCCUGCGGCAGCUGUUCAAUCUGUACGCGAACGUCCGGCCGUGCAAGUCGCUGCCCGGCGUGGAGACGGUCUACGGGGAUGUGGAUGUGGUGACCAUUCGGGAGAACACCGAGGGGGAGUACUCGGGGCUGGAGCACACCCUCGUCAAUGGGGUGGUGCAGAGCAUCAAGCUGAUCACGCGGGACGCCUCCAUGCGGGUGGCCGACUACUGCUUCAAGUACGCGAUCGCGAUGAAGCGGAAGAAGAUCACGGCCGUCCACGAGGUGAACAACAUGCGGAUGUCCGACGGACUGUUCAUCCGCUGCAUGCGGGAGACGGCCAAGAAGUACGAGAAGGAGAUGACCGCGGGGGGCGUCAAGUACGAGGAGGUGACCCUCAAGACCGUCUGCCUCAAGAUCGUCGAGGAUCCCAAGAAAUUCGAUGUCCUCAUCCUGCCGAAUCUCUACGGCGACAUCAUCUCCGACACCUGUGCCGGUCUCAUCGGUGGACUGGGUCUGACCCCGUCCGGCAAUAUUGGCACCUCUGGCGCCAUCUUUGAGUCCGUCCAUGGCACGGCACCGGACAUUGCCGGCAAGGAUCUGGCCAAUCCCACGGCCCUGCUGCUCUCCACGGUGAUGCUGCUGCACUACGUGGACCUGCACACGCAUGCGGAUGCCAUCGAGAAGGCGAUUGUGAAGACCAUCAAGGACGACAAUGUCAGGACCAUCGAUCUGGGGGGCACGGCCAAGUGCUCGGAGUACACCAAGGCGUUGAUCAAGAAUCUCAAGUAGCCGUGUAGAUCCUACCUAGCUUACUUCCAAAUCCUCCCUACACAGUUUGCGAAAUUUAAUUAAAAUUAUUAAAUGAAAGGGGAGAGGAGAGCAU